GAAUGGGCUGGAUGAACCGAGAAGUGGGCGGAAACAGUCGUGAGAUUAAAAAGCCUUGUCGGGAUGCAUUUCGUUCCACCUUCCACACACUCACGAUCUGGUUUCCCCUCGACAAUCUCUGCGGCUUUGAUGAAAGCAGUGGGUCAAACAACGGCUUUAACACUGGAGCUGUGAAAAACGAAAACGGGUGCUCCCGUCGGGUUGAAAGAGCCGCAUCAUCUUGACCAGACAGCACAGCGAUAAUUUGCUUCAUUCUCUAAAAUAAACAUUUUGUUUUCGGAGAGUGUAAUUUGAUACUACAUAAACGCUGCAGCCGCCAUCAGUCCCUCAUAAUCAAAUUUAAUCAAAGCAAAAUGGUGCAAAAUAUGAUCAGCGAAGUCACUGGAUUCCAUAGCUCUUUCAAGGGCCAAAAUCCCUUUGAGACUGAUGAAUUCACAAAAAAUGGAUCCCUCCUUGAUUCCGACUUCAAUUUUGAGUCGUCUAAUAGACAUGAUUUUUAUGAUUGUGUAGAUAUUCCCUCCAGCCAGCCUAUUGACAUCCCUGAUGCCAAGAAGAGAAAUAAGAAGAAAAAGCGUUGCAGGGCAACUGACAGCUUCUCUGGUCGAUUUGAGGAUGUCUACAGGCUGCAGGCAGAGGUUCUUGGAGAGGGGGCAUAUGCAAGAGUGCAGAGCUGCAUCAACCUCAUCACCAAUAAAGAAUAUGCUGUGAAGAUCAUUGAGAAGAGACCAGGUCACAGCCGCAGUCGCGUUUUCAGGGAGGUGGAGAUGCUGUACCAGUGCCAGGGUCACAGAAACAUCCUGGAGCUGGUGGAAUUCUUUGAGGAGGAAGACAAGUUUUACUUGGUGUUUGAAAUGCUAAGAGGAGGUUCGGUCCUGGCUCACAUCCACAGGAGACAACACUUUAGCGAGCAGGAAGCCUGCGUUGUGGUGCAGGACAUCGCCAGCGCUCUGGAUUUCCUGCAUAACAAAGGAAUGGCACAUAGAGAUCUGAAGCCAGAAAACAUCUUGUGUGAGCAUGUGGACAAGAUCUCUCCUGUGAAGAUCUGUGACUUUGACCUGGGCAGUGGGAUCAAGCUGAACAGCGACAGCUCACCCAUCUCUACCCCAGAACUCCUCACUCCGUGUGGCUCGGCAGAGUACAUGGCCCCUGAGGUGGUGGAGGCCUUCAGUGAGGAGGCCACCAACUAUGACAAGCGCUGUGACCUGUGGAGCCUGGGGGUCAUCCUUUAUAUCCUGCUGAGUGGCUACCCGCCCUUCGUGGGCCGCUGCGGCAGCGACUGUGGCUGGGAUAUGGGAGAACCAUGCCACACAUGCCAGAACACGUUGUUCGAGAGUAUCCAGGAAGGGAAGUAUGAGUUUCCUGAGAAGGACUGGGCUCACAUCUCCUCAAGUGCCAAAGACCUGAUUUCCAAACUGCUUGUUCGUGACGCCAAGAACCGCCUGAGUGCUGGCCAGGUUCUGCAGCACCCUUGGGUGCAGGGGGGUUUCUCUGACACUCUGCCAACAUCCAUCCUACAUCAAAGAAACAGUGCCAAGGACUUGACGUUCUUUGCUGGCAAGGCGGUGGCCAUGAACCGGCAGCUGGCUGAGCAGGCAGUGAUGGAGGAGCAGCAGCAGUUUGACGAGGCUCCCUUGGUCAUCACAGCCAGCUCCACCUCCAUGCGCCUCUACCCUCCAUCCAACUCAAAGCUGGCCAAGCGCAGGCAGAGGGGCAGCCUCUUGAAGACUGAGCCCGUCUCUGCCGCCGAACUCUGCCAGCUCCUCACCCCCCUUGUCAUCACGUCAUCAUGUGCCUAAACCACCAUCUUUGACACCUCCCCCCAACACCAAUUCUGAUCUCUAGACGACCGCUCAGCCUGGCCUCUCUGCCACUACCUGGCCGCAGCUCCUCAGCCACACUGACUGACUGCAGGCAUGACCCCCUCUUUAACAGGAGACUGCUGCCAUGCCUGCUGUCUGUUUCCUAACUGACUUCUGCCCCACAGCAGCACUUGUAAAGCACAUCAGCCGGGCCUGCAUACACACGCACAUCCAGGCUGACGGGCUGCUGGGCCUGCUAGGGACUGGGAGGUCGAUGGGAUUGGAGGCCUCAAGCUAAGGCAGAAAAUUUGAACCAAGCUCAGACACCAAAGUACUACCUGUUGUGCUGCUUUCACGUUAUAACUAGAUCAACUGUGACUUAAGUUUACCUAGAAUGUUCUCUUUGCCUGUAUGUCUGUGUAUGCAUGAAUGCCUCAUCAGCAGAUACAUACAUGCUUAUGCAAUAGCCAAGAUGACGUGUGGAGGGAUUCAGUGUAGAGCAGGCUGGACGCGAAUGAUGUUAGUUCCUGGUGCAGUCCAUUGUUUGGCUGGGACUUUCAAAGCUUUCAGAUUAUUUUGUUUAUCUUAAUGGAUAAAUUCCUCUUCAACUACACUGACUCUGUAGAAGGUUUAAGCCCACAGUACAAAACCUUGUGGCUGUGCACUUGAGCCUCUAGUACCAGAGAACGUGUAUCUAUAACCAGCCCUUAUUACGCUGCAAUGUCUACCAAUGCAGUUUAAUAGAUGAAAUGAAUUAUGCCAAACUAGCACUGGCCAUGCAUCAUUCAAUGUUCAUUCCUCCUGAAUUUCUACAAUGCAAUAGGGGUUGAAUUAAAUGUGUUUUUCCUGCCUCUGCAAGAGAGGCUUUAUGCACCAACUCAAAGUUCUUGGCACAUGUAACUAAUUUGAUACCAGAGGGGUAUACUACAAAUCAGGAUCAAUGAGUUAGCCAGCUAACUUUGAACAACCAGAAGUAACUUUAUUUUCUUGUUCAUUAAGAAAGCUAAACUUAAUGUUUUUUGGUUGAGUUGCUAACCAUGUUUCCAUCCAACCGUUUUAUGCGUUUAUUUUUUAUUUUUAAGUACGUCUUUUUUAUUAUUUUUAAUUCACGGCAGGCCUGAUGGAAACGGCAAAUUUGUCAGUGAACUUAACAAAUGUUAAAACAAAAUAUGAUAGACUAGGGGGGAUAUUUGUCGGUACAAUUUAAUUAUGUGAGGAAAUGGUGACGCAAAUGCCUUUAUGCGCAAAUAUUGAUAUAACUUGGUCACGCGAUAUGUUGUGUGGUCCUCCCACUACGACUCAUCAAAGAAUGCAGUUUAUUAGGCUACAUAUGAAAUAAGUGAAUCAUAACUUCACAAGGUGGCGAAAGUGCACGCAGUGAUUUGAUUGCUCCUUUCCAAUAAAUAUCAAGGGUCUUAUUCUGGAAACAUGAUUGACGCUUGGCUGCUUUUUGACAAAUCUUUCUCUUUUGUCCAUAAUAAUCUCAUGUAGGCUAUCCUACCGGCACUCUAUCUGCGAGCUGUUGGCUAGAACACAUGUGCCAAGACCAGUGGGCACAUUUAGCAAUAUAACAAAAAAUGUUGACGAAACCUGUAACUUGUAUUCUUUAUUCGGUACAUGGGAAUUUAUCCGCAAAAGUAAUUUAUGAGCACUACGUCAUCACGUACAGCAUUUUAUCCGCAACAGGUCAAUUUGAUAAAAACCUAUCUCUGGUGAGAAAAUAUGCAUAUUUGUUUUUAUGCAAUGUUUUUGAAUAUUUACAUAUCUAUCGCCAAUUGGAUGGAAACCUAGCUAAAGAGACUUCCCAUUUCAAGCUCAACUUAAAAAAUAUAUAUAUUUUUUUAAUCUGAACAUUUUGGCACGUUAGCUGGCAAACUCAUUGAUCCUGCUUUGUAGUAUACGCCUCUGACAUUUUGAAUGGGGUUUGCCUGAUGCUACCCUCUCAUUAAAAAUGGCAAAUAUGGUUCCCCAUGCCAAAUUGUGUACUAAGUUUUGUCGUCAUCAGACCAUUCGAUGUUCACAGCUAAUACGUCUUAAGUAAUUUGACUGCCGGUUAGUGUGAAGUAAUUGUAUGCCAUGGCUGUCAUAAUAACCUGUCAAGCAUAGCAGGGUUAAAAAAGCACAUUUUGGCCACUGUGACUUAGAGCUAUUGUAUUUCUGAGAUCCGGUUUCAAUCAGGCUUUUCCGUUAAGAGGGUAACCUGAUGGUGUCCUCUAAUGUGACGCACACCCUCUCAGAAUGAUUCUAAACUGCAUCAUAACGUUGCAAAUUUGCAUAGAACAUGGUGAAGGAGACUAUGAAAACCAUAUUUAAAAACAAUAAACACAAUGGAAAAGCAUUCAAAAUAUAUAUAUAUAUUCUGAGGACAUGUAGCUGUAUUAAUGAGUUCUUUAAAAAGUUUACUUUAUUUUAUGUUUGAUAACGACAUCAAUGUUUAACUGUGCCACUGAUAUUUUUAUGGCUGUUUUUAAGCGGGUUUUUAUUUGUAUUUUUUAUAUCGACCUGCAUGUGGUGUUCAGGUGGAACACCAGAUGUUUUUCUUAAGAUUUAUUUUUUAAGCGUUUGUUCUUGAGUUCUAGUUGAAUGAACAAGAGGAUGUGAGAUGGGGAAAGUGUUUUAUUUGUAUCUGGAGCGAAAUGAAUGCCCAGUGAAGGCGUUUUCUUUUACUGUUUUUGUAUGUGAAAGUGUUUAACUAUCUGUUUGGAAACAAGUUUGGCUCUUUCUGAAAUUGAACAAUUAUUUUACGGUGAUGGUCUCAAGACAUUGUAGCCAUUUGCCAAAGAGGGUAAUAGUCAUGACAAGUGUUUUGACUUGAGGUUUUUUACACGAGUGCACAUUCUCAAGGCGUAAGAAACUACUAAACUCAUGAAUGUCCAUGUGGUGUUGCCAGCACUGCAGUGUGGUACUCUGGAAAAAAUGGCUCCCUUGGCGUCAUAUGGCCCAUUAUGCUGAUAAUAGGACACUGAUUGUAAUAUUUUAAAGAAACCUUCUACCGAUGCAUCUUUGUGGGGUUUUAUGUCUUAUAGUAAGACUUACUUGAAUUUGUGUAUGCAGCUCUUUCUUCUUUGUUUGUGGAACUACCUUGCUAUCAAGAAUCUGAACAAAAUCAUUAAGCUAAGUCAGGCAAACUUUAGGGAUUUGAAAAUACCUAUUCAAUUCAGUAUUUCAACUUUUGUAUCGGACAUGUUUCUCCCUACAUUUUGUUAGGGUUGGGAUUCUCAGAAAUGCACAAAGACUUGGGUAGUACGCUUAGAUAUAAUUAUGGUAUGAGUUUCCUUGGUCAUAACCAUUUCUACUUUUACCCAAUGCAGUAGUUUUGGACUGCCUUUUUAUUUGGAGAGUGGAUACAAGCUAUCCCUCCUUACAUUGUGAGACCUUUUUGAAGUAAAAUGGAGACCUUCAACUGGACAGUCAUAAUCCACUUCCCCACAAUUUGAAUGUAGCCCACCGGCAAUGCAUUUUAACAUUUACAUUUUAAUUAAACAUUUUUAUAAAUAGUUGAGUUUGAGGGAGGUAAUGUAGAUUUUUUUUCUACAAUGUGGUUAUGAUCUCCUCAAGCCUUCAGGCUUUUCUUGAGUGUUGUUAAUACUUUUUUUAACUGUUCUCUCCCAGCCCAAAAUAUUGAUGGGGAAAAUGUUGGAAAUUACAUCAGACAAACAUUGAUUUUAAAUAAGCACUUUACUGUAACAUGUGACUGAUUUGCAGUUCACGCAAAGCAACAUCUGACUGUUGCAGAAUUUUGUAUUGUUUUUCUAAAAAAUAUACAAUAAAAAUGCUUUGAAACA
Molecule: messenger RNA, 5584 nt
Organism: Coregonus clupeaformis (lake whitefish)
Lineage: Eukaryota; Metazoa; Chordata; Actinopteri; Salmoniformes; Salmonidae
Product: MAP kinase-interacting serine/threonine-protein kinase 2
Exons: 14
Coding region: 354-1796 (480 amino acids)
Biological process (GO): peptidyl-serine phosphorylation; protein autophosphorylation; intracellular signal transduction
Cellular component (GO): nucleus; cytoplasm
Molecular function (GO): calmodulin binding; calcium-dependent protein serine/threonine kinase activity; ATP binding
Source: RefSeq, a predicted model, not a curated record